AUGACCACACAAAUCCCACACAGGUGUACAGUCCUGGUCAUCGGCGGCGGCCCUGGCGGCUCCUACACGGCCUCCGUGCUGGCCCGCGAAGGCAUCGAUACAGUCUUGCUAGAAGCCGAGUCCUUCCCGCGCUACCAUAUCGGCGAAAGCAUGCUGCCGUCAUUCCGCCACUAUUUGCGAUUCAUUGAUGCGGAUAAAGCGUUUGAUCAGCAUGGGUUUACCAAAAAGGUCGGCGCAGCGUUUAAAUUGACGCCGGAGAAUAGCGAGGGAUGGUCCGACUUCCUCGCCUUCGGUGGCCCAACAGGCCACACCUGGAACGUGAUCCGAUCUGAAGCAGACGAGAUGCUCUUCCGGCAUGCUGGAAAGAGCGGUGCAAGGACCUUCGAUGGGGUCAAGGUGACUGACAUUCAGUUCAAGUCUGGACCGAGUCGUAGCCCUACCCCCAGCACCACCUCUGCCUCUAGCACCACCACCAAUGAUGCAGAGAUCGGCCGCCCUAUAUCGGCCUCGUAUCUCCGCAAAGACAACAACCUCGCAGGAACAAUUAGUUUCGACUACCUCGUCGAUGCAACCGGGCGUGCAGGCCUGCUGGGGACAAAGUAUCUCAAGAACCGACGCUAUAACAAGACACUGAAGAACGUCGCGAAUUGGGCCUAUUACCGCAACAUAGGCAAGUACGGCAAGAACACCAGGAGGGAGAACUCACCCAUCUUUGAGGCUCUGCAUGUAAAAGGUGCCAACAUCGAAGCAGACGAAAGCGGCUGGGCCUGGCUCAUCCCUCUGCACAACGGAACGACCUCGGUCGGCGUCGUGCGAAGCCAGGCCAUUGCCACCGAGAAGAAGAGCGCGGCUGCAAGUCUCGAAGCAUAUUUCGAGGAUGCGCUGACUCUCGCACCGAUGCUAUCUGGCAUUCUCCACCAGAACAGCGCCUCUGAAAUGGUAACCACCAUCAAAUCUGCAUCGGACUACUCAUACCACAGCACCAGAUAUUCGCUUCCGUACGCGCGCAUUGUCGGCGACGCGGGCUGCUUCAUCGACCCGUUCUUCUCGUCCGGCGUGCACCUCGCGCUGACUGGCGGCCUUGCAGCGGCAACCACCAUCGCGGCAAGUAUCAGGGGUGACGUGUCGGAAGAAACAGCGGCAAAGUGGCACUCCGCCAAAGUCAGUGAAGGGUACUCGUGGUUUUUGCUGGCCGUGCUGGCCGCGUACAGGCAAAUGCGGAACCAGGGGGUCGAUGUGCUGAAUGGGCUCGGCGAGGCCAACUUCGAUCGUGCAUUCGACUUGUUCAGACCUAUCAUCCAAGGCUCAGUCGAAACACCUGGCGGCAUCACGAAGACCGAGUUCUCCAGGACGAUUGACUUUUUCUUGAAGACACUGGACGAGCAAUUUGAGCGCAAUGAGGAAAUAUCUGACGACGAUGAGCCAUUGGGCUGGGGGGAUCCAAUAAAUAAGUCUCGGGAAAGGAGCGGGGGUGUGGAGGACGAGAGCGAUACGGAGAUCUUGAAAGCGCUGCGUAAGAGCUACGGGAACAACCUCCUGAGUAUUGGCGGAUUCACGACUGAUGUGGUCGAGGGGAGGGUGCCGCGGUUGGAGAGAGGGAGGUUGACUCUGGUGUUGGCAGAGGAGAAGAAGUGA
Messenger RNA from Aspergillus mulundensis, 1635 nucleotides. RefSeq lists its product as uncharacterized. The record is from RefSeq and is a predicted model, not a curated record. Gene Ontology annotation, molecular function: monooxygenase activity. Bases 1 to 1635 code for a protein of 544 amino acids. The transcript is spliced from 5 exons. NCBI's taxonomy places the organism in Eukaryota, Fungi, Ascomycota, Eurotiomycetes, Eurotiales, Aspergillaceae.